AUGCCCGCUCCCCCUCCGAUAGCGAAGGCCAAGCCGAAGUCCCAAAAAUCGUGGGACAAGACGCAGUCUCAAAGGAAAUUCCGGCUCGGCGUCCGCCGAUUCCUCAAGAACCAGUUACACCUCCUCAUCUUCGCCCUCCUCCACUCGAUAUUCUCCCUAUACGUAAAGAUCCGUCAGACCUGGAACAAAGUCUGCUAUAGGAUAUCAUCCAUCAUUUCCUACCACCAUCGCACCCCCGAGCUCAUCGAGAACGACGUCCGCGGCCUAGCCCGGAAACCCCAACACCUCAGCGCAAUUUUGAAUAUGCAUGAAGAUGGUCGAGCGGCCGAGCUAGAGAGGCUUAUCGGCGAGGCCGCAGAUCUAGCUGUCUGGUCUGCUUGUGCUGGGAUCCCAGUUCUGUCUAUCUAUGAGCGAUCUGGAAUUCUGAAGAGGUAUCUUCCACAGAUCCACCAAGCCAUUCUACAAAGAUUCGCCUCGUAUUUCGGAGAGCAUUACCCCGGGCUUACCGUCGCGGCCCCCCACACCGAACCCGUCGAUUCGGCAGCCACCGGCCACUUCCAAGACUCGAAGCUGAAGCAUCUCAAUGUCAUGUUCAUCUCCUACAAGGACGGUAGGGAAGCUAUGGUCGACCUCACCAAGACCCUGGCGGAGAUGUCCCAGAAGGGCAAGCUCAACCCGUCCGAUAUCCAGAUCGACCUCAUCGAUGCCGAGCUUUCGGAGGGCAUCAUGGCCGAGCCUGACCUGCUUCUCCUCUUCUCGCCUCACGUAGAGCUGUAUGGCUACCCACCUUGGCAGAUCCGCCUUACCGAAAUCUUCCACCUCCCGGACAACCAAGGCGUCGAGUACCAGAAUGCCGACAUGAUGCAACUCCGGGCACCGCUGGCCCGGGCCAUGACCGCUCUGGACCGGAGCCUGUUCUCCAAGACCUUUCAGCUCGCGGCCGCCGCGGUGAGGGAUCCGCGCAACAUCUCCCGGUACCGGAAGUCGCUCGUCGAUGAGGGCAAGCUGUUUUCUCGCCCAAAUUUCAGCGCCAUGGUACCGCACCCUGAGGAGGAGCUUGCGAAGAAGGGAAGGAAACUGUUACUUCUUGACCCUGAGGUCAAGUAUGAAUUAACGCGCACAUGGGGUGAGACCCUUCGAUGUGGUUACAAAGCCGAUGAGGUGGACGUGAUACCCUAUGAGCUCACUCUUGGGUACGACAAGUGGACUUAUCACGAGGUGAUCGAAUCUAUUCUCCCAGAAGAACUUCAAAAUGAGGUUCCAUCUGGCUUCAAUUCGGUUGGGCACGUAGUUCAUCUGAAUCUCAGAGAUCAAUAUCUCCCCUACAAGAAAGUCGUCGCGGACGUCAUCUUAGACAAGACGCCGCGCUUCCGCACCGUCAUCAACAAGGUCGACAACGUCGGCCAGGAAUCCCAGUUCCGAACUUUCAGCUACGAAGUCCUCGCGGGGCCCGACGACCUCAACGUCGAGGUCAAGGAGAACGACUGCAUCUUCAAGUUCGACUACGCAAAAGUCUACUGGAACUCCAAGCUCGAGCACGAACACACGAGGCUCAUCAACAAGUUCCAGCCCGGAGAGGUGGUGUGUGACGUUAUGGCGGGUAUCGGACCUUUUGCAGUGCCCGCGGGAAAGAAGGGCGUCUUCGUAUGGGCAAACGACAUGAACCCGGAGAGCUACAGGUAUCUGAAUGACGCGGUCAAGCGGAACAAGGCGGAUCAGUUCGUGCGCACCUUCAACGAGGACGGGCACAACUUCAUCCGCCGCGCUGCGGACCUUGUCUACGAAGCCUCGAAGAGCGGUGACCACGCCCUUGUCCGCCCCCGUCACAAGUUCUCCCGCAGUCAUCCGACUCCUGCUCCGAAGCCCAAGCGCGUAGCCGUUCCGCCGACUAUAUCUCACUUCGUCAUGAACCUUCCCGGGUCGGCUACUACCUUCUUACAUUGCUACCGUGGCUUGUACGCCGGUAAGGAGGAGCUCUUUGCACCUCACACGGAGACGAAGCUUCCCGUUGUUCACGUUCACUGUUUCGCUCCUAAGCUAUCAGACGAGGAGGUGUUUGAGGACAUCAAUAAGCGCAUAUACGAUGAGAUUGGAGUCAGGCUACCAGCCGGCGAUGACCUAGACUCAGGCCAAGUAUCGGUGUAUGACGUCCGCGAUGUGGCUCCGAACAAACGCAUGUUCUGCGCGAGCUUCAGGAUACCUGCCGAAGUAGCAUUCGCACCUCGGGAUUGA
Scedosporium apiospermum is the source of this 2232-nucleotide messenger RNA. RefSeq lists its product as uncharacterized. The transcript has 6 exons. The record is from RefSeq and is a predicted model, not a curated record. Gene Ontology annotation, cellular component: cytoplasm; mitochondrial matrix. Bases 1 to 2232 code for a protein of 743 amino acids. Gene Ontology annotation, molecular function: transferase activity, transferring alkyl or aryl (other than methyl) groups. NCBI's taxonomy places the organism in Eukaryota, Fungi, Ascomycota, Sordariomycetes, Microascales, Microascaceae. Gene Ontology annotation, biological process: tRNA N1-guanine methylation; mitochondrial tRNA methylation.